CUUGUAUAUUCUUGUUAUUUGGUAAUUAUUUUUAUACUCGACCAAAUUAUGUUGGAGAAGCAACGUUGAAUAAGAUCUUUCCGGAAGAUCGUUUUCUAUUAUCAUUCCUCUUAAUGACUGCACCGAGGCGUGGUGAUCCAGACUAUCUUAUUCGUACUAUUGACUCAUAUCUAAAUAACUUUCCUGAUAAGCCCAAUGUGAGUUCAUUAUACGGGCGUACGCAAAUGGUUAUAUAUACACAUUUUAGCAAUCAUCCCAUGUUUGACAAAGCGAAAUUAAGAUACGCAAAUAGUUCAAAAGCUCAAAAUUAUCUUCGAUUCCAUCGAGAAAAGGGAUUUAAGAUUAACCAACGAUUACAUGUGUCUAAAGCUAUAAAACUUGUAAGCGAAAAUUUUAAAAGCACUUACAUUGCACUUGUGGAGGAUGACUUUCCUUUAUGCGACGGCAAAUGGAAAGAAAUGCUAACGGUUAUAUAUAAUGCCAAUAUACAAGUUCCUCAGCAUUGUGGCAUAUUCGUAGGAACUGGUGGAAGUGGCCUUUUGAUAAGAAAAAAUAAAGCCCUUUUUGCAUCUGAUCUUCUUUUAAAGGAGGAAUCACAGGAAAUUCCACCAGACAUUAUUUUGCAAAAUUGUCUUAUGGGUAGGGCUAAAGGUUGCGAAGAAUGUACACAGACACUAGUCACUUCGAAGGUCUUAUUGAUGUACCAUAUUGGAUAUAAUACUUCUACAAGCCCAGAUAGGAUAUACCAGAAAAAAGAGUUCCAAUGUGGCUGGAGACAUCCAUUU
Messenger RNA from Scutellospora calospora, 785 nucleotides. Lineage: Eukaryota; Fungi; Glomeromycota; Glomeromycetes; Diversisporales; Gigasporaceae. The record is from the annotation of a GenBank genome assembly.